GAAACGAAAACAGACGAAGCCAUGCGCAUUCAAGAACUCGAGGAUGAACUUAUUAAUAUAAAAACUGUAAAAGCCUCAUCAGAAGUGAAUCUUCAACAAAUGAAUGUCAAAGUUGAAGGUUUAAAUCAAAAAGUGGAGUUUUUGGAGGCCACUUCUUUAAAACUUUCGGAAGAGUUGAUGGCUUAUAAAACGAAGUACGCGCAGGCCCUCGAAGAAGAAAAGAAAAAUAAAGCCAUAUUAGUAACCAAUACUAGUGAAGUUGCUCUGCUAUCACGGAAACUUAGCCACUCAAGUACAGAACUGAAAGCUGCGCUUUCCAAGCUGGAACAGCAGAACAAUACCCGAAAGUUCCUCGAGUCAAGCUUGUCUUCUUUGAAAAGCGAAAAUGAAACGUUGAAUAUGAAAAUAACAGAAUUAGCAGCACAACUGGAAACUUUCGAAAUAGAGCUUGCUAAGCAGAAGGAAGAUAACUUAUCACUGGCUACUCUCAGGGUCGAAGAAACUGCACAACUUAAAAAACUUGAAGCGCAAUUGGAAGAGGCUAAUCACGAUGUGAGUCAAUUAGAGUUCGAAAAACGGGAACUUGGUAGAACCCUCCAACUUGCCGAAGAAAAUUGUAUCGAUUUAAAAGAAGAAGUCGAGCAACUGCAAGAAGAACUUCGAAUCGAAAAAGAAAUGAUUGCGAACUCGGCCGUCGAACGCAAAAGUCUUUUACGGGAAGUCGACAAACUGAACGUUUCCUUGGGAGAGGCUUCCUUGCGACUUCAAACUAUGGAAGGGGAGAAGGAAAAACUUACGCGCCUCCUGCAUAUCACACAAGCGAAACUUGAUCAGGCCGUGUCCAAGCUGGAAAUGGUGGCGCUUCCGGCCUCUCGCAAGAAGUCUAACACUUCCGCCGUGAAUAAGCGAGCGAUGAAAAUGCUGGAAAACCAACGCCACGCAGAAAUUGCGGCAAACAAGCGCUUAUUGGAGGAAAAUCAGCGACUCCAAAGUCUUAUUGAGACCACCGCAUUUGAUAAUGAAAAGUACGAGGCCACUUUACUGGAGCUGGAGGACCUGAAGAAAAAGAAUGAAGAACUCCAGCAACUCGUGAACCACCUCAAAGCUUCGAAAGGGGCACAAAGUGGUUUGCAGGGUUACUUGCAGAUUCUCAAACCCCCGCUCAAACGUGGCGUCUGGCGGACCGUGUAUGUGAUCGUGAGUGCGGAGGGAAAGAGGAUGUAUCUACACCACGAACAGCCGCGUGGCUCCUCCGAUGAGCCUUUCGAGACAAUUUCAAUUGGCCACGUGUUUCAUGCACGGGCAGUCACACCUGCGGAACUUCCGAUGGCUAAGAAAGAGGAGAUCGAGGCUAUUUUUUGCAUUGUGUACACGAAAGGCUCAUCCAAUCCGGCUCGGAGCGACUCGAGGUGUCACGUGUUACAGGACACGGGGAAGAGCUUUGAGAACUGCUCUUCCUGCAAUGAAAGAAUGCUUUUCAGUAAAGUUUUGAAGUGCAGAGACUGCCUUCUAAAAUGCCACGCAAACAACCCCACAUGUGUGGCCACGCUAAAAAGGAAGCUGUGCUUCAACACGAUGGACGCGCAAUGUCUAAAUUUUAAGACGAAAUCUGUUCAAGAGAAGCAUUUGUGGGUAGAAACGUUGAAGAAAAUCAAAACGGAAUCGUCGUUAAGUGAUUCUUCCUUGCAAAAAAGUAAUAGCACGCUGUCUCUCGGAUCCAUGGCUUCCUUUAGUAGUAAAAAGUCGAUGGGGGAGUGA
Zophobas morio is the source of this 1758-nucleotide messenger RNA. RefSeq names its product rho-associated protein kinase 1-like. Bases 22 to 1758 code for a protein of 578 amino acids. The transcript has 14 exons. The record is from RefSeq and is a predicted model, not a curated record. Lineage: Eukaryota; Metazoa; Arthropoda; Insecta; Coleoptera; Tenebrionidae.